Molecule: messenger RNA, 927 nt
Organism: Coffea eugenioides
Lineage: Eukaryota; Viridiplantae; Streptophyta; Magnoliopsida; Gentianales; Rubiaceae
Product: receptor kinase-like protein Xa21
Exons: 3
Coding region: 1-927 (308 amino acids)
Molecular function (GO): protein binding
Source: RefSeq, a predicted model, not a curated record
AUGGAGAAAUUUCACAACCUUUUCCCACUUGGACUACUUGUGUUGCUAUGCUUUCUUUCAGCUUCCUUAGCCAUGUUCCCGACCAAUAUUACCACUGAUCAGUCAUCUCUUCUUGCCUUGAGAGCUCACAUUGCGGUUGACCCUCUACAAAUCUUGGCCAAAAACUGGUCAGUUGGCUCUUCGGUCUGCGAUUGGAUUGGAGUCUCUUGUGGCUCUCGUCAUCAUAGAGUGACUGCCCUGAAUAUUUCAAGCAUGGGCCUUACUGGCAUCAUCCCUCCACAACUAGGAAAUCUAUCAUUUCUUGUUUCUCUUGACAUGAGUGCGAACAACUUCCAUGGAGAACUACCACAUGAGUUUGUCGGAUUGCGCCGAUUGAAACUCCUUAAUUUGAGCGUCAACAAUCUCGAAGGAGAGUUCCCCCACUGGAUUGGUUCAUUUCCUCAACUUCGUCGCCUGUCUCUUAGAAAUAAUAGUUUCACUGGUCUUAUCCCAUCUUCCAUCUCUAACUUGUCAAAGCUAGAGAUCAUAAAUCUUAAUAACAACCAUCUACAAGGAAACAUUCCCACGGGGAUUUUCAAUAUCUCCUCGCUGCAAAUCAUUGUCCUUGCAAAUAAUAGCCUAUCCGGAGUUCUUCCAAGUGACAUGUGUUACCAUCUUCCUGGACUGAUUAGACUUUCCCUAUCAUUUAACAAGUUAUAUGGUCAAUUACCAUCAAGUAAUUUAGCUCAAUGUUCAGAACUUCGGGUGCUGUCUUUGUCUUUCAACGAAUUUGGAGGUUCCAUACCAAAAGAAAUUGGAGCGCUGAAGAAGCUUGAGGAGCUAUUCUUGGGUAGCAACUAUUUAGAAGCUAGGAAAAGACAAGGGAUAUAUGCAGUAGAUAAGAAUAUGGUCCUGAUGGACAAGUAUAAUACCAUGAGAGAUUGGUAA